Molecule: messenger RNA, 5097 nt
Organism: Fraxinus pennsylvanica
Lineage: Eukaryota; Viridiplantae; Streptophyta; Magnoliopsida; Lamiales; Oleaceae
Source: the annotation of a GenBank genome assembly
AUGGGAAUACCUGAUAUUACGAUACUGGGUUUGAUUGAGAAGGUUAGAUCUUGGAUUUCUUGGGGAAAGAGUGGUCCAACUUCCAUAUCCGGUGGACUUCAGAUGACUGGUAAGAGUUGCAAAAUUUGUUACCAGUGUGAUAGCGAUAUAUCAGAAUUUUCCCUCAAGUACCACUGUCAAAGCUGCGGAAGGGUAUUGUGUGGGAACUGUGUGCAUGAACUUGCAUCCGGACAUUUGAGAGAAACAAAGGAGAGAGUGUUUGACAUCAAGUUUUGCAAGUUUUGUUUAGAACUUGGUCCCUGGAGCAACUGUGCAAGAAUGUAUAGUGGCAAGGUUUAUCCUUCUGAAUCUCCAAGACAAAGCCCAGAAUCACCAUCACCAAGUUUUUGUGGUGAGAGAUUUGAUGAUCAUUCCCCCAACGCUCUGGCUAAAAAUAUCAACACAUCAUUUUCGAAUCAUCCAUCUCCAGUGUCUGAUCCUCGUUCGCCAAGGAGCGAUGAAGAUGAGGGCGAUGAUUCCACAAGUUGCUUUUUCAGCACAUCGAGUGAAUGCUUACAUUAUAAUUCUGAUGUAGAUUUAAGUAGUGUUAGUUCUAGGCAUGGAAAUUAUAGUUUUUUGUCUGUUGGAUCAAGCCCUUCAGACAGCCCCUCCAGGGUCCAUAUUACUUCCAAUAGUGUUGGGCAUCAUGUACAGCAAGAGCAAGGUGGAACAGCUAGAUCUCAGAAUGAUGGUCCCUAUGAUCAAGAGUCUAUGGCUGUUUUAAAGGGGACAGGGGAUCCUGAAAAUGUCCAUCAUCUGUCGAUAUUCCAGAAUAAGCGUGAAAAGCCAUUGAAUUUUGAAGCCAAUCGUCUCAUCUGGUUACCUCCACCACCAGAUGAUGUAUCUAGUGAGGCAGAAAAUAAUUUUUUUACUUAUGACGAUGAGGAUGAUGAAGUUGGGGAGUUAGGUGCAAUGUUUUCCACUACUGAUAGUCUAGAUAGCAUGUUUUUGACAAAGGAAAAGCUAAAUCAUGUUCACAAAGAGCCCUUGAAAGCUGCGGUGCAGGGGUACUUUAGGUCUCUUGUGUCGCAGCUGUUGCAUGUGGAUGGUAUAAUGGCUUCCAAAGAGCACUAUGCUGAGGACUGGCUUGAUGUAAUUGUGGAAAUAGCAUGGCAAGCUGCAAACUUUGUGAAACCAGAUACUAGUAGAGGAGGCAGCAUGGAUCCCUGUGACUAUGUUAAGGUUAAAUGCGUAGCUUCAGGAAGUCCUAGAGAGAGCAUGUUUAUUAAAGGGGUAGUUUGUUCCAAGAAUAUAAAACACAAGCGCAUGACAUCACAAUACAAGAACCCUAGACUACUACUCUUAGGAGGAGCUCUUGAGUACCAAAGAGUUCCCAAUCAGCUUGCAUCUUUUGAUACAUUACUGCAACAGGAAAAUGAUCAUCUAAAGAUGAUUGUUUCAAAGAUAGAGGUCCAUCGUCCAAAUGUGCUGCUUGUGGAGAAAAGUGUGUCUUCAUUUGCUCAAGAACAUCUGCUAGCAAAGGAGAUCUCUUUAGUUUUAAAUGUUAAAAGACCUCUGUUGGAGUGGAUUGCAAGAUGUACUGGUGCUACUUUAACUCCGUCAAUUGAUCAUUUAUCCACGACGCAGUUGGGACACUGUGAACUUUUCCAUUUGGAGAAAGUUUCAGAAGACCAUGAACCGCUGAAUCAGUUCAACAAAAAACCCUCAAAAACCUUAAUGUUUUUUGAGGGAUGUCCCAGGCGGUUAGGUUGCACGGUUGUACUGAAGGGAUCAUGUCGUGAAGAACUUAAGAAGGUGAAAAGUGUAGUACAGUAUGCUGUCUUUGCGGCAUAUCAUUUAUCACUUGAGACCUCUUUUCUUGCUGAUGAGGGUGCUAGUCUUCCUAAAAUGGCAGUAAAACCUUCAUCCUCGAUGAGUCCUAAUAAUUCUCUCUCUGUGAUCCCUAUUUCUACUGUUCCUUCCAGUUGCCCUGAAGAGCUUGAUGUCCCUAGCAUUGAUGUAGGACCUGCAGAAUUCCAUUUGGAGCUUGGUCUACAUGAGUCACUGUCUGAACUUGGUCAUGCUAGUUAUGAUGAUGACUGUAUGACCGAUGAGUACAGAUUUGUAAAUGCACUCUCUGAUGCAUGUGAUGAUAAUUUGGCUGGCUUUGGAAAUUAUGCACAGACAGGAUUGCUAAGUCAAGAAGAGGGCCAAUCAGGUGAAGUUUCUGAACUUGCUGAACUUGAGAGGGUUGAUGGGAUUGAUGACUCAAGUGAAUAUUAUUCUGCUAAUGAUGUUCACCAGAGCAUAUUAGUUUCUUUUUCUAGUCGUCAUGUGCUAAAUGGAACUGUAUGUGAACGUUCUCGACUCCUGCGUAUCAAAUUCUACGGUCCUGCUGAUAAACCGUUGGGGAGGUAUCUUCAGGAUGAUCUAUUUGAUCAGUCGUCUUGCUGUAGAUCAUGCAAGGAGCCAGCUGAAGCCCAUGUCAUGUGCUAUACACAUCCGCAUGGGAAUCUUACAGUAAAUGUCAGACACGUCCCCUCAGUGAAUCUUCCUGGGGAGCGAGAUGGAAAGAUAUGGAUGUGGCACAGAUGCCUCAGGUGUGCACAUAUUGACGGAGUUCCACCAGCCACUCGAAAGGUGGUGAUGUCUAAUGCUGCCUGGGGACUUUCUUUUGGAAAAUUUCUCGAGCUUAGUUUUUCUAACAAUGCAACUGCUAACCGUGUUGCAACCUGUGGUCACUCUCUGCAAAAGGACUGCCUCAGGUUUUAUGGGUUUGGGAGUAUUGUUGUUUUUUUCCAAUAUUCUCCUGUUGAUAUUCUCUCUGUCUAUUUGCCGCCAUCAAUUCUCGAAUUCAGUGGCCAUGGUGAACAGACCUGGGUCCGAAAAGAAGCAUCUGAGCUUUUGAGCAAAGCCAAAGCCUUGUAUGCAGAGAUAUCAGUUGUUCUUCAUCAAAUUGAACAGAAAAUCUCAUCUAACACAAAUGAGUUCUCCAAGGCGAGUGAGUUGCAUUGUCACAUCUUGGUGUUAAAGAACAUGCAUGCAACAGAGUUGAAUCGUUACAAAGAUUCGCUUCUAUUAGUCGAUGAAGAGAAUUUAGACCUAUGUCAUGUAACUGUUGACAUUCUUGAAGUUAAUCGAUUGAGACAUUCACUUCUGAUGGCUUCACAAUUUUGGGAUCUCCGGCUAUAUCUGUUGGACUCUCUCCUUAAUAGGAGCUCCAGUCCCACUGCUCAGAAUGAUGAUGCAGCUCAUGGUGGCUUGAAAGAAUUUGAUGCAUAUUUGGCAGAUAGCAGUAUUGAGUUAGGUCAUGAAGAUAUUGCCCUCGAGUAUUUAAAAUUAGAUGAAUGCCCAAAAAAGCCUGUAUUGUCCAAAGAAGAGCCCAAUUUUUUGCUGUUAGAGUCUAGUUUGCUGGAAAAAUCUAUAUCAAGCAAAUUUGACCAGAAUGCGGAUGAUAGAAUGCAAGCAGACGAGGAGAAUGCAGUCAACAAUACAUCACUAGAACGCCUCCAAUCAGCUGGGUCCAUUCUUUCAGAUAAGAUAGAUUCUGCAUGGACAGGCACAGAUCAGCCUCCAAUAAAAGCUCUGUUGCUUGAAUCACUUAAAACUGACGAACCUUUAUCCACGGUAUCCGAGCUAUUAAAUCGAAAAGAAAAUCCAUCUUUUAAAAGACUGAUGUCACCCACCAGAGUAUACUCCUUUGAUUCUGCUCAGAGACUUCAAGAAAGAAUCAGUAAAGGACUGCCACCCUCUACAUUGCAUUUGUCUAGUCUCAGAUCUUUCCAUGCUUCUGGAGAUUAUAAAUUUAUGGUCAGAGAUCCUGUUCCAAAUGUACGAAGGACUUAUUCUCAAAUAUUGCCUCAAGAAGCUAAGUUAAAUCUUUCGAAGGGUCUGAUACCUUCUUUUAUCUCUUCUAUUUCUCUUUUGCCUGAAGGAGCAAGAUUGAUGAUCCCACAAAAUGUUCAAAAUGAAGUUGUUAUUGCUGUUUAUGAUAAUGAACCGACAAGCAUAAUAUCAUACGUUCUUAGCUGCAAGGAGUAUGAAGAAUGGGUUACUGAUAAGCCAAAUAGGCUUGAAGGAGGAUCAAAUAUAAGUCGAACUAAAAGGGUGAAUGCUUUAGCUUCUGACCUUUCUACUUGGCAGUCCUUUUGUUCGCUGGACUUGAAUUACAUUAACUAUGGAAGUUAUGCCUCUGGAGAUGCUUUGGCUACCGAGAGUUCUCUAUUCACAGACUCCAAGAGUUCUCCUCAUCUAAGAAUUUCUUUCGAAGAGGAGUCUUCAAGCGCUGGUGGAAAGUUGAAGUUUUCUGUUGUAUGUUACUUUGCAAAACAAUUUGAUGCGCUUUGGAAGAGAUGUUGUCCCAGCAAAGUGGAUUUUGUACGUUCCUUAAGCCGCUGCAGGAGAUGGAGUGCUCAGGGGGGAAAGAGUAAUGUUUAUUUUGCAAAGUCAUUUGAUGAGCGAUUCAUUAUCAAACAAGUAACAAAGACUGAGUUGGAAUCCUUCGAAACAUUUGCACCUAAGUAUUUUAAAUAUUUAACGGAUUCUCUCAGAUCAGGAAGUCCAAGUUGCCUCGCCAAAGUUCUUGGUAUUUAUCAGGUCAUCAUCAAAUAUCCAAAAAGCAGCAAGGAAACAAAAAUGGAUUUGAUGGUUAUGGAGAAUCUCUUCUUUAAAAGAAGUAUCUCAAGGGUGUAUGAUCUCAAGGGCUCUGCACGAUCUCGUUAUAAUUCAGAUGCAAAGGGAACAAAUAAAGUAUUAUUAGAUACGAAUCUUUUAGAAACACUCUGUACAAAACCUAUAUUCCUCGGAAGCAAAGCAAAACGGAGCCUGGAAAGAGCUGUUUGGAAUGAUACAUUCUUUUUAGCGUCUGUUGAUGUGAUGGACUACUCUCUGUUGGUUGGGGUGGAUGAAGAGCGCAAAGAGCUGGUUAUAGGAAUAAUCGAUUUCAUGAGACAAUAUACUUGGGACAAGCAGUUGGAGACAUGGGUAAAGGCAUCCGGCCUACUCGGUGGACCAAAGCACGCGUCUCCAACCAUUAUAUCGCCAAAACAAUACAAGAAAAGAUUCAGAAAAGCAAUGACAACCUACUUUCUUACAGUCCCGGAUCAAUGGUCGUCAUAA